Molecule: messenger RNA, 1677 nt
Organism: Aspergillus nidulans FGSC A4
Lineage: Eukaryota; Fungi; Ascomycota; Eurotiomycetes; Eurotiales; Aspergillaceae
Gene: cwc27
Product: protein cwc27
Exons: 1
Coding region: 1-1677 (558 amino acids)
Biological process (GO): protein folding
Cellular component (GO): cytoplasm; nucleus
Molecular function (GO): peptidyl-prolyl cis-trans isomerase activity
Source: RefSeq, a predicted model, not a curated record
AUGUCCGCUCACUAUGCUACGGAACCAGCGCCGACGGCUUCCGCAACUCUCCAUACCACCUUCGGGCCCCUCCACAUCGCGCUGUUCGCGAAGCAAACUCCGCUAACAUGUCGCAACUUCCUCCAACACUGCAUGGACAAUUACUACGCCGGCACAAUCUUCCACCGCGUUGUCCCAGAUUUUAUUAUCCAAGGAGGCGAUCCGACGGGCACCGGCUCCGGCGGGACAUCGAUCUACGAAUACCCCGAAUUCGAGUACGAUCCUGACGCGCGCGAUCCGAAUGAGAAGGUUGUUCUCCGAGAUGAGAUCCACAGUCGAUUACGGUUUAACCGGCGCGGGCUAGUUGGAAUGGCAAAGAGCGAGGAUGGCUCGUAUGGGAGUCAAUUUUUCAUCACCCUUGCCAAUACCGAGCGCGAGUUGAACGGGCAAUGCACGCUCUUCGGGCGCCUUGAGGGGGAUUCGCUGUACAACAUGUUGAAGAUCGCGGAGGCCGAGCGCAUCGAGGGGACCGAGCGACCUGUAUACCCGGUGAAGAUUACAUCUUGCGAAGUGGGUGAUCUGGGACCGUUCGUUGAUAAGGUUAAGAAGAGGCAGGUUGUUGCUACAGGGCCGAAGACUGAGGAGAAGCCGGCCGCGAAGAAGAAGAAGAAGGCCAAGCCCGGGAAGGCCUUGUUGAGUUUCGGAGGCGACGAUGAGGAAGACGAGGAUAUGCCUAUUCGCCCGGCGAAGCCAAAGUUCAAUCCUAUGCUUGUCACGGACACAAAGCUCCCAGAAAAGGAGUCAUCGACGAAAGGAGAGGCCUCGCAAACACGUAAACGACCUCGAUCGCCAUCGCCAAAGCGACAACCCCAACCAUCGGCUCCGCCCAAAAACCGACCAAAAACACCAGAGCCUACGAAGCAACUUCCAUUACCCAACCCUGAAUCGCCGGAACGCUCACCUUCUCCGCCACCUAAACAAUCAUUCUUAUCACGCACAAAUGCCGAGAUUGAGAAUCUCAAAGCCUCCAUGCGCCGAACCGCCCAUGCCCCAGCCGCAGAAACAAAACCAAAGUCCGCCCUUGAGGCUAUGAUCCCGCAGACUGCAAUUCGAGGACGAAAACGGCCGCCUCCAGGGAGCGUCAGCGCCUCAACCUCCGCGCCAAACGGCAUUACAGGCUUCAGCAGCAACAGCGCUGAAGCCGAGGCUCUGAAGAUGUUCAAUGCAUUCAGAGCCAAGCUAGAGAGCUCUGAUUCCCAACCCACCGCAGCUGCGGCCAAACGUUUAUCGGUAGCCAAAACCGACGCAGCGGAAGAACGGAAAGAGACGCCGGAUGAAGAUGAAGAAUCCCAAUUAUGUGACCUCCACUUCAUUGCCAACUGCCAGUCAUGCAAAUCGUGGGACAACGACGUAGAAGGCGGCGCCAACAACGGCGCAGACGACGACGUCAAUGAUAGUGGUUGGCUUAACCAUCAACUCCGUUUCGGCAAGGAUACGCUUGGUAAAGACCUGAACUGGAAACGCGAGCACCAGGACGUCGACACGUUGAUGGUUAUUGAUCCGCGCGAGAAGGAGAAGGAGCUUGCCGAUAGCUCUAGGCCUGGGACAAAACGAGUGAAGGGAAGGGGAUUAGAGAGGGAUCGGGAACGGGAGAGGAAGAAGGGGAGGGUUGGAGAUUUAGAGUGGUCGAAGAGGUGA